Messenger RNA from Patiria miniata (bat star), 1408 nucleotides. It is a transcript of the gene gtpbp8, whose product is annotated as GTP-binding protein 8-like. The coding region runs from base 183 to 1211 and encodes 342 amino acids. The transcript is spliced from 7 exons. The record is from RefSeq and is a predicted model, not a curated record. NCBI's taxonomy places the organism in Eukaryota, Metazoa, Echinodermata, Asteroidea, Valvatida, Asterinidae. Gene Ontology annotation, molecular function: GTP binding. Gene Ontology annotation, cellular component: mitochondrion.
GUUUUAGCAAAUAAGUGUUUCUUGUUUGGGAAAAAUCGUAGUGCACUGGUACGUGCAGUGCCGCCUGAAUUUUCUUCGUUUUCCCAACUCAGUGAGUGACUGAGCACGUCAGUACAGGCUGUAGAAAAAGCACGGGGUGAGCCCAUGAGGUCAGAUCAUGGAGCUGUGAACACUGCGGGGAGAUGGCAAACUCCUUGCAGAAACUGAAACUACAGAGGGCAGCCUUCUGUGCAUGGAAAAAGACAGUUGAGAUGUUGGGAUGCAACAACCAGAACCGUUGUUACCAUCUUCAGACCUGUUCCAAAAACUACCUUGUCACUGAAGCCAGAACUUGUCAUUCAAAUCAGCCUCAAAGAGUUAUCCCACAGGUUGCUCUCUGCAGUCUUCCCUGGAAGAUGCAGUCCCGUGUCCAUGGAUACGGGGAUACUCGCAUACUCCCGCAUCCAGCAAGGAGGAAGUCCUCCUUCCAGCAGAGCAGUCAAGCUGCGACGAACCCGCUGCUCAAACUCCAGUCCUUUGUGGCCCAGCCCAUUCUACAGGACAGAGAGAUGAUUUUCACUCCGAGCGAGGCGGACAUCGCAAGGGCAUCCGAGUUGUUUGUUCCAAGUGCCGGCCACAGGAUUGAGUUUGUGAAAGGCGCUUAUUAUCCUGAGGAGGCCCCAGUGUAUAAACUGCCAGAGAUAGCUUUCAUCGGUCGCAGUAAUGUCGGCAAGUCAUCACUUAUAAAAGCACUCUUCUCGGAGGUGGAGGGAUUGAAAGUCAGGACAUCAAACACGCCUGGCCACACCAAACUGCUGUUGUUUUUCCAGGUAGGGCGGGCCUUCAGCCUGGUAGACAUGCCGGGUUAUGGUUACCGGCAGCCAGCCAACUUCAUCACCUCGGCCGAAGGCUUCCUCAAGACCAGGAAAAAUCUGAGGAACACCUUUCUACUGAUAGACAGCAGCGUGGGCCUUCAGAAGUGGGACUACGUGGCUAUAGAGAUGCUUGAGGAGUUUUCUAUUCCAUACCUGGUGGUUUUGACCAAGUCCGACAAGGCUUCUAAAAGACAGCUGAUUGAGAGCAUCAUGACCAUGUCAAAGGUCAUACGUGAACACACUCAGGGCUGCUUGCCUCAGCCAUUCCUUGUCAGCUCCAAAUCGGGCGAGGGCCUUCCAUUUCUCAAGGGCUUUAUAGCUUACACUACGGGCAAUCUGCUGUUACAGAAAUCUUGACGCUUUCCUGGAGCUGUUGAAGAAGGCAGUAUAUCCAAAAGCUGAUGGAUACAUCGGGGCGCUGAUUUCAAUCUGAAUUUGUUCAGGCCUUUUGUCAAUUCUAUAUUUGAUAAAAUCCAAAUUCAUUAAUGGCUAUUACAAUAUUUUCUUUGCGACUCAUUGUUGAAAUGUAAAUAAAGAACUCCUCAAUACAUUUA